Molecule: messenger RNA, 2187 nt
Organism: Saccostrea echinata
Lineage: Eukaryota; Metazoa; Mollusca; Bivalvia; Ostreida; Ostreidae
Product: tyrosinase-like protein 1
Exons: 5
Coding region: 62-2134 (690 amino acids)
Molecular function (GO): oxidoreductase activity
Source: RefSeq, a predicted model, not a curated record
UUACAGGUAACAGUUGAAAGGGACCGUGACUUUUACCUGGAAAUAAGGAACGGUGGGGAAGAUGAAUCGAGGAAGAGCAACCAUGCUUUGUAUGGUUUUGGCACUCGUUGCCCUGCCGACCGUUCCAGGAUUACUUACACCGAUCCCAACACCAAAGGAAUUACAAGAGUGUUUCUUAUACAAGUCCAGUAACGUCAGCAUGUCCGAUACACCAGGCCAGUUCAUCCAAAACUACUGUUUUACCAAACUAGCCUUAAACAUGGAUGAGCCUGUCUUACAACACAACAUCACAAAAGAAGGCGUCAGGUACCUGGAGUCCCUUUUCAGACAACUGGAUGGAGAAAUUCACGAGAUUAAGAAGAACCAUGAGCAACCGAGGAGCAAACGACAGACUUUCCAAACAUGGAGAAUUCGACAGGAAGUCAGAACACUAUCAAGGGCGCAGUAUCAGAGACUCACCGGCUGUUUCAAUAGACUUAAGAAUGAUUAUUCCAUUGAUUCAAGUAUGAGUACCUACGAUUUGAUUGGUUCAUUACACUCCGGAAGAGCAGCCCGAAAUAUGCACGGUGGCCCUGGUUUCUUUCCAAGACAUGCUCUUAUGAUGUUAAUUAUGGAAACAGCCUGUCGUACCCCGAUGGCUUACUGGGAUAUGACAAUGGAUGCCGAUAUGAACGAUCCCACUAACUCCAUUCUCUGGUCUCCUCUGUUCUUUGGGAGCGGUAAUGGUGCUGUCAGAGAUGGCCCAUUUGGACACUGGAGAACAGUAAUCGGCACUCCGAUCAUCAGAAAUAUCGGAUCAGCUGGUGAAUCUUUGGCAAGAAAACAGGGAAUCCGUGCAAUGUUAAGCAGGAGGAGACUAGUUGAAAUAUCGGAGCCAGUCAGAGGACUAUCUGUCUAUUCUGUGGAGGUUCAUCAUAAUGGCGUCCACAACUGGAUAGAUGGACAUAUGGCUCGUCUUAAUACCGCUUGGUUUGAUCCUCUCUUCUACUUCAUUCAUUCAUUUUUUACGCUUAUAUGGAUAGCAUUUAAAGGUCUUCAGAGAACAAGGGGAGUAGAUCCGCAAAGGGAUUAUCCAAUGGGCCAUGGUGUGCCAAAUGGCCACGAAUUUUAUCAAAGAGCAGAUUUCAGACCCUUCCUCCGCCCCAUUUCAAACUUAGAAGCUCUGUCAGACACCUAUGAUAGAAUGGUCACCUAUAGACCAAUGCCUAGAUGUCCUAGCUGUGAUGGAAGUCCAUAUCUGAUUUGCCGAAGUCAAGUGUGCGUUUCUAGAUCUAAUGCCCCAAGGACAAGGAACUUUUUCUGGAUGUCGAGGAAAAAGCGAAGUGUCGGCCAGCAACCACAAGGCACAGUUUACGGCCCAAAACUUCCUCCAACAGCAUUAAGCCCAGUGGAAACUACAACUGGUCCACAACCUUUAACUGAUGAAAAUGUCGAUAAUAAAACAUUGAACGUUCUGCAGUCCAGUGAGACAGCCCUCUCUACUCUGAACCAGGCUUAUCAAAAUACAUUUAUUAUAGAUGGACGAGUGGAUUUAAACAAAUGGGUAUGGUUAAAUAUCAAAGUUCUUUUUGAACGUCCAAAGGGAUUCAACUUCCAUGCCACUUUUCCUGGCCAGAACGGCACCAAAGAUAUGUACGAUAUAGAGAACUUCCGGCAAAUUGCCGAGCAAAUCGGCAUCCAUAAUCAAGUCGAAUAUAAAAAGAAAUGUAGUUCCUCUGGUUCAGGUGCCGCAAAGGUUUAUGUUCAGUCAGACGGUUUGAACUAUGCUGGAAGAUACAAAGAUUAUGCUAUCGUUGAUGAAAGACAACCCAUAUAUUCAUCAGUCAGUUACAUUGCUAUUAGAAAACCAACUCCAGAAAAACCAACAAAAGUCAUUUUGACAGCCUUCGACACUUGUGGACGAUCUUGUCGGGUUGCUUGUCCUGUCGCGGGCACGAACGGAAAUGCAUACGAGUCGUGCUCAGGUAGCUUCAAGGUAACCACAGAGUAUCCGCUUAUGUACAGUUCCUCGUACGGCAGUGCCGUAUCGGCAGCAUUUAGCGUCCACUUAGAAGGCAAAGGCCCGAUGUACCGGGUUAGUAAUAACCCUAUAACAUUUGUCUGUGAUCAUCAAAAUAAGUGGCCAUGGGAGUAAAUGAAACAAUGCUAAAUCCUUAUAUCUUACAAGUAAAUUAUUUGGAAAUGGUA